GUACAUAGUGCACAUCGAGUAGUGCAAUCUUACAUGCAACAUUUUAAUUCAAUAGUUUUUUCUUCGAUGUAGCUCAUUGACUGAAUAAUUAGUUAAUCCUUAAUUAUGUGUGAGUUACCACGAGAAUUAACUACUAAGCCAUUAGCUCUUAUUGGCUUGACUGGUUUAGACAUUGCAAAUCCUAUACACCGUUCAAUUUGGGAUACAUUCAGUAAUAACCGCAGAUUGGAAAGUUCUGCCAUACAAUUUAAAUUAUUUAGUCCCACACAUGAAUUUCCUACAGUAAAACCCAAGAGAAAUUCAUAUGAAUGGUGUAAACCUAAAGGAAUAUUAAAACGUAAUUGGAUGAAUAAAUACCUUAAUGAAAUUCCAGCAGUUGUUGUUGUAUUUUAUGAUCUAGAUUGGAAUGAUCCACAAUGGAAUGAAAAAAAAAUGGAAUGUGCUUCUAGAGUGCAAUCACUCAGAAAUGCUUUGGAUGGAAGAACUACAAAAAUAACUGUAGUACUUAUACAGCAUUGUGCACAGCCUCCACCAGGUUCUGAAGAUGCUAUUGCAACUGAAAGAGCUACAGCUGUUUGUGGAGCAUGUGAACUACCUCCAAAGUUAUUAUAUGUUUUACCACAUGGAAAUCACUUACAAGGGUAUAUAUCUAGACUGGAAAGUGUAUUAUAUGAUCUAACACAAAGCUUUUAUCACCAUGAGUAUCGUAUUGUUAAAGGGCAUAGAGAUCUACUUAAUAAAACUGUACAGAAAACUGCUCACAAACAUCUAUUUGUACGUCAUCAAUUUAAAAUGGCAUUUUUAAAUGAAUUAAAACAAGAUCAAAAUUUAGCUCAAAAGCAUUAUACACAAGCAUAUAGUAAUUUGUUGGAAAUACAAAUAACAGACACAAAUGUGAUGGAAAUUAAAACCAUUGCUUGCUUUAUAAAUUAUAAAUUAUGUAAAGUAAUGUUCAACUUAAAUGUUCCUAAAGAAGCUGUGUCACAAUUUAGACAUCAUACUGACAGAUUUAAAACAUGGACUGGUCCAAAGGAACUUAUAUUUGAACAUCAUGCUUGGAUGUGCAGUCAAUUUUCUACAUUUGCUGAAUUGUUUAAUGAUGCUAUUCGACAAGGACUUCCUGCUGUUCAAACUCAGCACCCUGGAUAUUAUUUUCAAUCAGCAGCUCAUCAUGCAAGCUUAAGACAAGCAGCUUGCAAAGAACUUUGCCAAAAUGUUACUAGUUACCCAGAACCAGAUCCAUUAGCGGGAGAGGAGAAACUUGAAUUCUAUGGACAACGGCCGUGGCGUCCUGGAAAAUUAAAUGCAGAGUCUGCAGAUCCAGCAAAAGAAGCUAAUGCUAUAAUACAGGCAUUACAGUACAAGGAAAAAUACACAGUUGACCAUUCUAAUAUAAUCAUUGGUCUAUUGGGAAAUGCAAUUUCGCAAUUUAAACUCUACAGAUGUCCAAGAAUGAGGAGAGUAUUAAUUGUACAAAUGGCCGAAGAAUACUAUAAUUCGAAGGAUUAUGGAAAAGUUUUGACAUUAUUGAUGCACAUGUUGUGGGAAUAUCACGGGGAACGGUGGCCCGUCUUAAUCACAAAUAUCUUAAAGAAUGCUUUGCGAGCGGCGUAUCUAUCCAUAAAUAUUCAAGACUACAUCACGUUAGCAUUUGAAGCGUUGGGACCUUCCACCACGUUUUCAGAAGAUUACAAACUCGCUGUUUACAAUAACAUUAUUAAUAUCCUUCAUAAAAGACCACCAAGUCCGGAGCCUGACUUACCCGAUGAUGUGACACAUUCCGCGGUAGAAAAGUGGGUAAUGGGACUUAAUCAGUCAGAACCAAUUGUUUUUACAAUUGAUGAUAAUAAUAUGAGUUCGUUUAUAGAAGUUAAAGCAAGAUUUUUACAACCAACGUAUGCUGUUAACUCUACAGUUAGCGCGGAAAUCAUUAUUAGAAAUUCAUACAAUGGUAGUGUUGAAUUUUCAAAAGUGUCAUUAACUAUUAGUAGUUCAGAAUAUAACUCAGAGUUAAUUGUUACUGAUGCUGAACAUAGCAAUCUUGUUUUUCAUGGAAAUGAAGUAAAAAAAUUUCCUUACGAAUUUCAAGUACCACAACAAAAUGAUAGUAACAAAAUACGCAUUACUACGAUUUCAUUGUAUAUGGGUAGCGAAACAACUUGUAGUAUCAUUUUGAGAUUUUCUUCUGUGGGGAGAGAGACAAAUUUUUUGAGUCGAUUAUAUCCAGAGAUACAACAACUUCGUAGAGGAGAAUUCGAAACAAUACAAUCACUAGUCAAUGCAGAUAUAAAACAAGAAGAAUCUAGUCUAAGUAUAAGUGUAGAAUCAAAUAACCCAGCACUUACAGGAGAAUGGUUUCCCAUUAAAAUAUUUAUCAGCGCUAAUGAAAACGUAUUUUCAGCAUUUUUAAAUGUAUCACUUGUGUCUGAUGGAGUAAAUGAACAAUCAACGGAAUUAAGUUUAACAAUGAACACCAAGCAAUCGGUAAUAUCAAUACCAAUCGAUAAUUUGGAUCAGAACAGUACAAUUCAACAAACUAUGUAUUUAAGAGCUCAUAAAGUUGGUGAUCGAAAUAUUCAUAUGAAGGUAGAUUACUCGAGAUCUGAACAAAUUAAGGGAUCUAAGGAAUUAACAUAUUCAUUAUCAGUUGCAAAGCCAUUUGAAAUAUCAACAUUAUUUUAUACUACACUCUUUGAACCACUAACAAAAGGUUUUAUUAAUGAACCAUUUAUAAUAAUGCCUCAUAUUUCCUGUGUUUCUCCAUGGCCUAUAAGUAUUAUAAAUACUUCUAUAGAAUUGGGUGAUUCAGUAGAAAGAGAAAAUGAAGAUCAGUCAGUAUCUGUUUUAGCUGAUGUUACACUUUCUGAAGGUGAAACCGGUACAGAUGCAUAUUGUUUGAUACCGAAAGUAGGUGGUGAACAGCCUAUUAGUACAGGAGUCUACACCAUAAAAUGGAAACGUGCGAAUGAUGAUAAUGCAUUGGAAACUAGUAGUAGUGUAACUUUAGCCCCUCUGUGGGUUGAAGAUGCAGUAAUUGGCUUAGAAGCCCAAUUACCGGCCCACGGCUGGGUUCGCACACCAUUACUUAUAUCGUAUUUCAUAAGGAACCAUUCCGAUUAUAUGAUUACAUUGCGAUUGACUAUGGAAACCAGUGAUGCCUUUAUGUUUGCUGGGCAAAAACAAGUUGAUAUUUAUAUACUUCCGAAAAAUGAAAGAAAAGUUGAAUGGAUUUUACGGCCAAUAGUAGCAGGUUUUGUACAACUUCCAACAUUAUCUUUAACAGUUCCCAUUGAUGAAGAACAUAAAUUAAGUAAAGCGCGACUUUUGGAGGUAGUAGAACGGUCAAUACCGAGUCAUAUAUAUAUUCUUCCAACUUCACAAACCUUAGAGGAAUAAAUGGGAUAACGAAUACAGAAAGGAA
This is a messenger RNA of Habropoda laboriosa, 3421 nucleotides long. It is a transcript of the gene gry, whose product is annotated as trafficking protein particle complex subunit 11. The record is from RefSeq and is a predicted model, not a curated record. The coding region runs from base 106 to 3396 and encodes 1096 amino acids. Gene Ontology annotation, cellular component: cytoplasm. The transcript is spliced from 21 exons. Lineage: Eukaryota; Metazoa; Arthropoda; Insecta; Hymenoptera; Apidae.